CAGACACACAGACAGACACACACAGACCCGGAGCCAGACUGCGGGGCGCGGCCGGGAGCGGGGCUGGGACUGGGAGAGCGGGCUGUACAGCAACUCUGCUGCGGGGUGUGUGUGGUCCGGUCCCCGCCGCCCCGCCUUGGACAGACUGGAUCGCGGGGUGGCCAGGAGGGUCAGUCACCCUUGCCUUGGGACACCCCGUGUCACCCAGAGUCACCGCCCGCCCCAGCGGCCCGGACAACGGGAUGGGUGUGCGGGCUGCCCCGGGAGGAGGCGGUGGGCGGCCGGCCGCUCCGUUGCUGCCGCUGCUGUUGCUGUUGUGUGGAUGCGCGGUCUAUGGGCAGCUGAAUUACCGGCUGUCCGGCCCACCCUGGCAUGUUGCGCUGAGUGACCAGACGGUACACGUGGACUUGAGAGGGGUGAACGGGAGCGGCCACAACCUCAGCCUGACCCUGGUGGAAGCCGGCACCAACCGCACCCUGGCCACAGUCCCCGGCCCCGUCCCCUUGCCCGGCUCCCUGGACCUCGACUGCUCGCUCUUCCGCUGCGCCGGGGAACUGCUCUUCAGGCUGGGCGAGUGGAGCAGCCGCCCGCUGCCCGUCCGCUGGCCCCGCUUCCAGCUGUGGCUGGCCGCCUCGUCCGCCCGCUCACCCGGCCGCUUCCAGCUGCUCCUCUCCAGCGCCCAGCGCCUGUGCCCGCGGGCCGAGCCGGCCCUCACCCUGCACACCGGCCCUGGCCCGGGGCUGCAGCUGCGGCUCGGCCCGGGGGGGCUGCAGCGGGGGCCAAGGACCGAGCUGGGACGGGGGCCCGAGAGGGGACAGGGGCCCGGGAUGAAUCGGGGACCGGGGAGGGGCCCCGGGCCGGGGGUGCUUGAGGGGGAGCCGGGGCCGGAGAGGGGGUCCGGGCCGGGGGGGCUUGAGCGGGGGCCGGGGACACGGCUGGAGCGGCCAGAUCCCAAGCCGUGGAGGGUCCAGGACCAGGAGCCAGGAGAGUCAGAGGGGCCGGAGUUGGAGCCGGGGACAGGGCUGGAGAAGGGGCCGGAGGAGCCGGCUGGGGUCCCGGGGUGGGAGGUGAGGCUGGAGCUACCCUGCCCGCCGAGGAGCCGGGGCUCCGCCUGGACCGUGUCGCUGCGCUCCCCUUGCUCGCCCACCCCGCUCCUGAGCCGCACCGUCCGGCCCCGGUACUCCCUGAAGCUGCCCGCCGCACCGUGCCGACACUCGGCCGCCGGUCACCGUGUACCGGGCGUGGCCGCAGCCGCCGCCGCCGAUGCUGCCGGCCUCACUCCUCCUGGCCGCCCCAUCCCCAGGCUCCACACCGCCCUCUAUCACCCCUUCCCCAGGCUCCACACCGCCCUCUAUAUCAUCUCUCCUCCAGGGUCCACACCGCCCUCUAUCACCCCUCCUCCAGGCUCCACACCGCCCUCCAUCACCCCUUCCCCAGGGUCCACACCGCCCUCUAUCACCUCAUCCCCAGAUUCCACACCGCCCUCUAUCACCCCUUCCCCAGGGUCCACACCGCCCUCCAUCACCCCUUCCCCAGGGUCCACACCGCCCUCCAUCACCCCUCCUCCAGGCUCCACACCGCCCUCCAUCACCCCAUCCCCAGGGUCCACACCGCCCUCUAUCACCCCCCCUCCAGGCCCCCUCUCCACCGGUUCCCUCCCUCUCUCCCUCGCCACCCCCACCACACCCGACUCCUUCUCGCCCACCACCACCACCACUGCCGCCGCCACCACCACCUUCACCCCACCCAACUCCGGCUCCCCCCUGCCCUCCCUCGCCACCACCAACCCACCCGGCUCCUCCCCGCCCUCCACUACUCUCCGGCCGCCUGUCCUCGCCCAGAGCUGGCUCCCGCCCGGGGACAGCAUCGCCCGGUUCAACUGCUCCGUGUUCGAGAGCGGGACACACGAGUACUGCUUCCAGUUUGUCAGCGCGGACACUCCGGGCGCCGGCAGCCCAGUGCGGUGUGUGAGACUGCACCGGCAACCAGCUAAUGUUCUACAGAGACAUGGAGUAUUAAUGCACUGGGCUGCACACUGGGGCAGGGCAAUAACCACUUUACCUUCUGCAGAGAUACGGGGCGCUUGGCUCUCCUGGAGUCCGUGCAGUGUCACCUGCGGUGAGGGCGUGCGGCAACGGGUGCGGCGAUGUCUGACAUCCUCCCCGGGGACCAAUGGGUGCGGUGCGGACAGUGAGGUGUCCCUCUGCUCACUGCUGGAGUGCUCCGGGCAGGGUGGUCCCGCGAAGGUCCAUAACACCAGCAACAUCGUGACUAUCACCGGCAUCUCCUUCUGUCUGCUGAUAAUCUUGGCAACCAUCGCUAUCACCCUGCGGACCAAGCUGUCGUGUAAACGGACCGACUCCAGCGGUGCCGAUCUGUGCGUCCCGGCCCGCCAAGCUGACAUGGUGCCCGAGCACGACCCUUCGGCCCGCCUGGACGCUGCUGUCAACAUCCCCCUGGGGUUUCGGAGGAGCCAGGUGUUUGUGCCGGGCGAGGAGGCGGCACCAGAGGAGGGCGGGUGGGUGCAGGACACACAGAAGGCGGUGCCCCCCAUUUUCGGCUACCGCCUGGCGCAGCAGCAGCUGAAGGAGAUGCAGAGGCAAGGGGUGACGGAGGGGACGCAGGUAUACCUCGUUACACAGCAGGCUGGUGGCGGGGCGCUGCCCUCCCCGGGCAAGGACGACAGCGCGGACAGCGCUGCCAACACGUUCCGCCUCAAGUGGCCGUUCCCAGCUCACACCCCCAGCCACUGCGCUCUGCCCAGCCGCGAUCAACUGGCCGUGACCCCCUUCCCGCAGCUAGACCUCCCCCUGCCCCCCGCCUCUCGCAGCCCGGGGGCAGCGGGCCACUGGGACGGGGCCGCGGGGACAGGUAGCCGGGGGGGCGGGGGGCGAACCCUCGCCGCCGGCUUCAGGAGGGCAGCGAGCUUCGGCGAGAGCGGGGCGGCCCGGUAUUACAGAGAGCGCAGCCGCUCCUCACUGUCGCAAAGGCCCCGGGCCGGGGAGCCGGGCACAGCUGGCGACAGAUGUGGAAACAAGCUACCCAUCACAGCUGGGGACAGAUGUGGAAACAAGCUCCCCGUAACAUCUAGCGACAGAUGUAGCAACAAGCCACCCAACACAUCUGGCAACAUAUGUGGUACCAACAAGCUACCCAUCACAUCUGGCGACAGAUGUACCAACAAGCUACCCAUCACAGCUGAGGACAGAUGUGGCAAUAUGCUGCCCGAAACAUCUGGCGACAGAUGUGGCAACAAGCUACCCAUCACAUCUGGCGACAGAUGUACCAACAAGCUACCCAUCACAUCUGGCGACAGAUGUACCAACAAGCUACCCAUCACAGCUGGGGACAGAUGUGGCACCAGGCUGCCCGAAACAUCUGGCGACAGAUGUGGUACCAACAAGCUACCCAUCACAUCUGGGCACAAAGGUGCCAACAGAGUGCCCGCAACAACUGGCGACAGAUGUGGAACCGACAGGCUGCCCACCACAGCUGCCAACCACAAGCAGCCCAGCACAGCUGGCGACAGAUGUGGCAGCGAGCUGUCCAGCACAGCUGGCGACAGAUGUGCAGGGAUCCACAUGUGUGAACACCACAGUGCAGCGGCGGCGGUGACUGCGGGCGGCGGGCCCGAUGGGUUGGGGGUGCGCUGGGUCUUCGGCGAGGUGGACACAUUCCCCGGCAGGAGGCAGCGAGGGGGCCCGGGAGAUGGGGCUGAGCCCGGGAGGGCCCAGGGCAGCAGCCCGCUGUCUCGCCACCUGUGCCGGCAGGGCCGCUGCCGGAGCUUCCCCAGCGAGCCCGCGGCCAUGCACUUCGACAACACGGCCUUUGAGCUGAGCGCCUCGGAGCAGCGCAUCAUUGACCUGCCCGCACUGUUUGGGCCGCACUCACCCGGGGAUGAGGACAGCAGCACUUUCAGCAGCGACAGGCUGGUCAUCUGAGGACGGGCAGCCAGGGAGCGGAGAUGCAGAAACAAGGAACUGCACAAGCUGGGGGUUAGUCCACAGGCAGGCACACAGUGCUGGAGUCACCCAGCAGGUCAGGCAGCUUAUCUGGAGAACACCAAUUGCUGGCAUUUCGUGUCUGAUGGUCCCAGCCCGCUGAGUUACUCCAGCACUUCGUGUUCUACUCUGACAUUCAACCACUCUUGACCCCAGAGCACAGGAUUAUGGUGAGAGGGGAGAGAUUUAAGAGGGACCUGACUACAGAUGCUGU
Leucoraja erinaceus (little skate) is the source of this 4215-nucleotide messenger RNA. RefSeq lists its product as uncharacterized. The record is from RefSeq and is a predicted model, not a curated record. NCBI's taxonomy places the organism in Eukaryota, Metazoa, Chordata, Chondrichthyes, Rajiformes, Rajidae. The coding region runs from base 243 to 3941 and encodes 1232 amino acids. Gene Ontology annotation, cellular component: cell periphery. The transcript is spliced from 5 exons.